Cotesia congregata is the source of this 2031-nucleotide messenger RNA. Lineage: Eukaryota; Metazoa; Arthropoda; Insecta; Hymenoptera; Braconidae. The record is from the annotation of a GenBank genome assembly.
AUGGCAGAGCAGCGUCUGCUCACGCCAACGCUAUCCUCCCGCCAAAACCAAGCACAACAAACUCUUUCCAAAAUGAACCCGAUAACCAUUCCUGCAGGAACUUCAAACAACAACCUUAAAAAUCUCCGUCUUAACCUCAAACCCAAAACACACCAAACCAGCAAAACAAUUCCAACAUCCAUCAACAAAAAUUCUAAGACAAGUCCUAAAAACACUCCUCAGCAAAGUAAUGCUACAUCAGAAGAUACCCGAAAAAGGCCACACAAGCCCGACAGCUUAGAAAACAUCAAUUCCAUUCAGUCAAAGAAAGUAAACACUGAGCAAGGCACAGCUAAUCAAGAGGCUGACAACAGCAUGCAAAUCAGUGAUGGAGAGAACGUUGAACAGGAAUCGAUGCCGGAAGAACUACUCAGAUACAACAGUGACGAUCUAGGUCCCUAUCAGAUUAUAGUUCAACCCAACAAUGAACAAACUGGAACCAGAAUGCACCCCUACCACCUGAGCAAGGUAGUUCUCGGCAUUCUCACUGAACAAAAAAUCCAGUCCAGCAUAGUAGAAACAAAGAUCGUAGAAAUACACAAGCAAGCAGCCAAGCACAACAUCUCUUUUAACGACGCUCGCCAGCAACUCACUCAACAUCAGGACUCCACUCCACCAUCCUUACCGACAGCCUCUCCGCUAAACCACCACGAAUUUCCAGAAUUAAGAUCAACAAAAAAGAACUCCGUGAACCCUUGGAAGCAACAACAGCUCCAACUACAAAUACCGGACACACAUUUAACACCAGCAAAAGAUAAAUGUCAGUGCAAAUGCGACGAAACAUACGCCAAAAUAAUAGACUAUCAACAACAGCAAAUCGAAGCUCUCCGAACCCAGAGAGAACACUUCGCAACCAGCAUGCAAAGUCUCCUUACACAAGAAACGUUUGGUGAUGUCCUCACCCAGAAAGUUGAAGCCAUCAUCACUGAAGACAAUCUGAAUGUCCCACCGACCUACGAAGAAAUAAUUACAUCAUCAAAGACUCCCUCUCUGCGGCGACGAAAACAAGAGACUCUAGGAAGGAAAGUGCCAGUGCCAAUCAACACACGCCAUCUCCAAAAAAUAAUCCCAAGACUAGAAAAAUUCGUACUCCUGCCCCGUGAAAGCCAAACAAAAAGCUUGGCGGGAAUAUACUGCGUCUCUCAACAGCACUAUCCCCAUAGCCAUGCGGUCUGGAAAAAAUUUAAAGCCUUCAAAAAUAGAAGAUUAUCCAAUCCGUACACACUCCCGAGACAAGAGCUCAACAAAAGCUCAGUUGAACAAAAAAAGCUUGAAUUCAUUGAAAGCUACUGCCAGGAAAGCCGAAUAAACUCAGACAGCUCAACAGCACAGGAGCUAUUCCACCAAGACACCGCCGAAGCUCCCCAACCAUCAGCACCCAAUUUUCCAGACUACGAAAUUUCUUUAACAGAACUAAACUCCGCCAUACGGCGAAGUAAAUCAGGAACAAGCCCAGGACUUGACCAAAUCACCUAUGACAUAAUCAAACGUCUCCCUGAAGCUCUGAGAAAACUAAUCAUGGACUGUUACAACAACUUUCUCCGACUCAAAAAAUAUCCCACUUUCUGGACAGAGCACUUAGUCUAUCUACUCCCCAAAGGAGACACAAACAAAUUUAGGCCCAUCACCCUGGCACCCUGUUUUCUUAAAAUAAUGGAAAGAAUUUUGGUAGACAGAACCACGUGGUGGCUGGAGCACAAUUCCAAGCUCCCCAACACCCAAUAUGGAUUUAGAGCAGACAAAAGUACUGCAGAUAAUUUAUCAGUAGUCACUGGAGAAAUUUACACCGGGUUCGCCCAAGGUGAGUAUACUAUAACGGCAUUUCUUGACAUCAGAGGGGCCUUCGAUCAUGUCAAUCCGGACAAGUUGCUACAAAUUAUGCUAGACCUCGAUAUUCCCACUUCCUACUGCUCCUUCUUCUACUUUCUAAUCAAGAAGCGCAAACUAUACUUUGUGACCAACAGCAGCCUAACAGAACCGCAGGAUUCCUAA